Messenger RNA from Stegastes partitus (bicolor damselfish), 2218 nucleotides. RefSeq names its product synthesis of cytochrome C oxidase 1 (gene sco1). Gene Ontology annotation, molecular function: copper chaperone activity; copper ion binding. The record is from RefSeq and is a predicted model, not a curated record. Bases 72 to 986 code for a protein of 304 amino acids. Gene Ontology annotation, biological process: intracellular copper ion homeostasis; mitochondrial respiratory chain complex IV assembly. NCBI's taxonomy places the organism in Eukaryota, Metazoa, Chordata, Actinopteri, Pomacentridae. The transcript has 7 exons. Gene Ontology annotation, cellular component: mitochondrial inner membrane.
CUUGACUUAUCACGUUUUAUCAAAAUAGCUGCCGCUUCCUUGUCGCCGCAGCGCUUCUGUGAAGGUCCACCAUGGCUCUGAGUGUUUUCUAUCACAGCCUGGGCUGCCGGCUGAUCCACAGCAAAGUCCUACAGAACCGGGCCGUCAGACUCACGCACAGUGUUUUACAGAGAGAAGCCGGACUGAAACACACGCUGUCAGCGCAGAGACUCCACUGCUACCUGGCGAAUGUGAGCCAGCAACACACCGGCAGAACAACACAAUGGCUCAGUCAGAACUGCUCGAGAACAUUUUCCUCGUUGCCUUCACAGCCCCCAUCAAGUGGUAAAUCCAAGAAAUUUGGGCCAGUGACGUGGAAAUCUUUAGCAAUAACAUUUGCUAUCGGAGGUGCUCUGCUGGGAACGAUGAAAUAUUUCAAGCAAGAAAAGGAAGAGUUGCUUGAAAAAGAAAGAACCAAAUCGAUAGGGAAAGCGGCGCUGGGCGGUCCGUUCUCGCUCAUCGAUCACAACAACAAGCCUUCAAAGAGUGAGGACUUCUUCGGUCAGUGGGUCCUCAUCUACUUUGGCUUCACUCACUGCCCCGACAUCUGCCCAGAUGAGAUCGAGAAAAUGAUCGAGGUGGUGGAGGAAAUAGACAAAAUAAAGUCUAUUCCUAACCUAACACCGAUCGUCAUCACCAUCGAUCCUGACAGGGACACACCAGAGGCCAUGGCUGCAUACGUGAAAGAGUUUUCUCCAAAGCUGAUUGGUCUGACGGGGACGACGUCUCAGGUUGAGGAGGUUUCCAGAGCCUACAGAGUGUACUACAGUCAGGGGCCCAAGGAUGAAGACAACGACUACAUCGUCGAUCACACAAUAAUCAUGUAUCUCGUGGAUCCCGAAGGAGAGUUUGUGGACUAUUUCGGACAGAACAAAAGAAACACGGAGAUCGCUGGCGCAAUAGCAGGACACAUGAGACGGUACAAGAAGGAGAAGGGAGCCCAAUAAAACCCACCAUGAACCGAUGGAUUCUGUUCACCACUCCUGUCUUAUACUGGCCUCUAUUUAUUUUGGAUACACUGGUAUACUGAGAUAUACUGUAUGUCUGCAGUGACAUUCCUUUCCAUGGUGUGAAGCCUGAUGCUGUCGUGUUGCUCUCCGUGAUUUUACAUUUUACACUUUGCACUGCUGCUGAAUAGAAAUCAUUUGGAAAAGUGGUUCCAGCUUUACAAAAAUCUCCACAUAAACAUUCUAAUGUGCUCAUUGUUUUAGAUUUAUGGUGACACGGAAAUGACUGAAGGCAAAGGAUGUUUGAUUUUGUGAUAAAAACCAAAAACAACAAUGUGGGGAUUUUUAUUUUAUUUUAUGUGUGAAUGUGAUCGAAGGGCACAAACCUAAUUGGAAAAGUACUGAGACCCUGUUGAUGGGAUUCUGGCGACUUCUAGUGGUGCAAUCACAGACGACACCCCAGCACUGCACCAGUGUUCAUCAGGAUGGUUUAGUUUUUCUAAAAAGAUGUCUUUUAAAUGAUUUGACUGGUACUAACACGGAGCUUUGGGAGAACGUCAAGACUUAGAAACAUCUUAAGUGCAUUUUCCAAAGAAAAUGAGUGAUUGCUUAUAACUUAAUAACACAAGAUAACAAAUACAGUCAAGAAAAAGCCAGAAGAUAAAAGAGAUGUAAAGGAUUAUAAUGGGUGUCUUUAAUCAUUGCUAACUAACUUAUCUUCUUGCCUCCCUCACCUACAUCCAACCUCCUACCAGUAACGAUGUGAAACUGAGAUACAAAGACAAAUGAGAAAUCCUUUGUUCAGUCGUGUCGGUCUUAAGCAACAGCAUUUGUCAAUUCAAAUCCAACACCCACAAAGGUGUGGCGUUUGUGCGUCACACCAUUUGAUAAAGAGCUUCCAUGUAUAAUGCACUCAUGUUUGGUCUAGUCAAGGUGUAUUUAAGUCAUCAUAACAUCCUGAAGUGAACAGUUUCACCCAUUUAUCAUGUCAUAACAUUUAUAAAAUUAGUUAUGCUAUUGUCUUAAAUGCUGAGAAGAGAAAAACAGUUUGUUGUUAGUGUUAUUCAUAUAUGAUUUUUAAUAUAUGCAUCUGCAGAGAUGUAUUUUCAGAUCAGAGGUAGAAAGUUGGUCAACGCAUAUUUUUCAAACUAUAGCUUCAAGCUGUAGGACUUGUUAAUAAUUCUUUUUUUUUGCACAGACCAAAUAAGCCUCAUGUUUAUUUCACAGGAAAG